AUGUUCAGCUUGCUGCCAUCGAAAGAAGAAACAUGCUACUUGAAGGUGAUGCAGUUGGUCAAGCAGGCGCCAGCGGAGGCGGGCAAAACUUUUGAACCAACAACAGUUGUUGUCGACUUUGAGACAGCCAUUCACAAUGCCGUAAGACUCUCCUGGCCAAUUGCUAACAUUGUAGGAUGCCGAUUUCACCUAGGCCAGGCAUGGUGGCGCAAAAUACAGAAACUGGGUCUGUCACCGUCUUUCAAGCGUGAGAAUUCCGAAGUGGGUUUAUGGCUUAAACAGGUGUAUGGUUUGCCAUACCUUCCACCAUCAGUAGUUACAGACUGUUUGGUGUUUGAUAUGUGCUCGGAAGCCCCGCGGGAAGAAAAGCUCCGGCUAUUUAUGGACUAUCUUGUCGAUGAGUACAUCAAAGACGGCUCUGGCUUUCCUCCGGAAAUGUGA
This is a messenger RNA of Ornithodoros turicata, 441 nucleotides long. RefSeq lists its product as uncharacterized. NCBI's taxonomy places the organism in Eukaryota, Metazoa, Arthropoda, Arachnida, Ixodida, Argasidae. The coding region runs from base 1 to 441 and encodes 146 amino acids. The record is from RefSeq and is a predicted model, not a curated record. The transcript has a single exon.